Molecule: messenger RNA, 3252 nt
Organism: Pleuronectes platessa (European plaice)
Lineage: Eukaryota; Metazoa; Chordata; Actinopteri; Pleuronectiformes; Pleuronectidae
Gene: tspan15
Product: tetraspanin 15
Exons: 8
Coding region: 82-975 (297 amino acids)
Cellular component (GO): membrane
Source: RefSeq, a predicted model, not a curated record
GGGAGACAACGCGGAAGUGCUCAGUCAGCAGCAGCAGCAGCGUAGGAAGCCGCCGGCUUCCACUGAGCUCCGUCCGACAACAUGUCCAACAACGAGGAGAUACGAUACUGCCACAGGUUCUCCUACAUCGUCCUCAAAUUCACCCUGUUCGCGUAUUCCAUCGUCUGGUGGUUAACAGGUGGAUUUCUCCUUUCCAUUGGCAUCUAUGCUGAGGUGGAGAGACAACGCUUCAAGACGCUGGAGGGCAUGUUUUUGGCCCCAGCUGUAAUCCUGAUCGUCCUGGGAAUUAUCAUGUUUAUAGUCUCGUUGAUUGGAGUCUUGGCUUCACUGAGAGAUAAUCUAACUCUACUGAAAGUGUUCAUGUACACCCUGUCAGUUUGUCUGAUCCUGGAACUGCUCGGAGGAAUCUUGGCGCUGGUCUUCCGCAACCAGACGGUGGACUUACUGAACAAGAACAUCCGGAAGGGCAUAGUCAACUACUAUGAUGACCUGGACUUCAAAAAUAUCAUGGACUUUGUUCAGAAGAAGUUUAAGUGUUGCGGAGCUCAGGAGUACAACGACUGGCAGUUCAACAUGUACCACAACUGUUCUGCACCUGGUCCAAUGGCCUGCGGUGUCCCGUAUACCUGCUGCAUUACUACUAAGCCUAAUGAAGUGGCCAACACUAUGUGUGGCUGCAAUGUGCUCAAACAAGAGCGUUUGGACUUGAUUGAAAUCAUUCACAUCAGAGGCUGCACUGAUGCUUUCUUCAUCUGGCUGUUAGACAACUAUAAGAUCAUGGCUGGACUGCUGUUAGGGAUCUUACUGCCGCAGUUCUUUGGUGUGAUAAUCAGCUGGCUGUACAUCACGCGUGUUGAAGAUGCCAUCAGUGAGUACGGUCACUACGUGGACGGGCUACUGGGCUCACAGGGGAGGUCAGCCAAGAGUCAGGGCCGUGUGUCCAAAUGGUUUAAGUGUAUGCCGGAGUACGACUGAUGGAGCUGAGCAGAGGGCAGCAAAUGGACUCCAGUCAACACUCACAGCUGGUUAAAGCACUGGAGACGAUGCAGAGACUGUUGCAACCACUGCAGGAGUCUGCCUUCGAACUGCCGGCUCAACACCAGUGCACGUCAGCAUGUGGAAUGUUUUUUUAUUGGGAAGAAGGAAUUGUUUUGCAUCCUCAUUGUUUGGAAUUUAAUAUUCAUGUUGUUGUUAUUUUCCAGUUUUACUGUACAUUUUUGUGUAUAUACCCAGAAAAUGAAUGGUUUUAAAUGACUUUGUUGACAUGCAGUGUACUGGUGCCUGAGUGGGAAAUAAGAGCUCAUUAAGUGAUGUGCUGCACUUUGCCACAGACAAUCUCAGGGAUAAACACAGAAACCAACAUAACCACUUUUGCUCUUAGUGUUAUUAUAUAUCCUGAAAUUCAUCUGUUCACUAACUGUGUUCACUGAUGGUUUUCUACCACCAGUUAAACUAUGUGUGACGUCUUUAUACAAACUCUGCUCCUUUUAUACUGACACCACUGUUUACACUGCAACACUGUAGUGUUAAAUACACAUUGUCUGUCACCUGAAAGCAGGACUCCUUUCCUAAGUUGUAUAUUUGAACACACCCUGAGGUUUUAAAUGGAACUCUGAAUCAUACCCUGCCUGCAUAUUCCUUUUAAGAACCAUAAGUGCUCUCGGAACCCUUCAAGAUGUCUUAACAGUGGUUCCCUGCUGGAUGUUGAGAAAGAGCUCAACAUUAUCCAUUGUGAUUUGAUUUUAAAGAGAUGGAUGCUUAUGUAGUGCCUCUGCCAUAACAAGACAGAAGCUCAGGGUUUAGUUAAGUUUCCCCAGAUGCUACAUUUGCUGUUUGUGCUGAUUUGCAAAACGAAUAGAGUGCACACUUUGAGUGUCAACGUGAGGGGAGGAUUUUAGGGAAUAAGACAGGACGUGCUUUAAAAUGCAAAACCUUCAGACUUGUGACAUUCGACUUGAACCUCACAGUACGACACGUUCAAACUGGCUUGUUCCCUGACACCUGACCAAUCAGAGGACUCGAACAACCGUAUAUACGCUGUCUGAGUGCUACACUUCCAGACCCCCUCAUCACUACUUGCUCCUCCAAAAGUUACUUCAUUUGAAAAAGUGUUGCACUGAAAUAAUCCAGGCAGUCAUUACAUUGUUCUCAAACAGAAUGAGAUGAGUAAUUCAUGGCAAAUCAGUUUCAUAUAUAUACUUUGAACCCGUAUGAAACAUAUGCCUUAGAACAUGUUACAACUUGUCAUGUCUUAUGUGAAAUGAAUGUGCUUCUGAACUUAGGUUUGUUGUGAAGUUGCAAACUGAGACCAAAGAGCUCAUCGAUCUUGAAGGGAAUUUUAAUUUCACAUCUCCCUGCCUUUUCCUCCUUUUGUGGCUGCACACGACUGCACCACCACCUCUUAAUGAUAUGUCUAAUACUUUCAUCACUGCUCAAACACAAUUACAAGCAUUUCAAGUUUAAAUGAUUGCUUUAUUUUAUUUUUAAAAAGGACUUACAGAGGUUUACAUAGGAGCCCACUUUGCUUCUUAGGGUUGAAGGAGCGUUCUCACUUUAUUCCUAUUGGCAUAUUUAGCAUUUUAAGACCAAAUCUAAUAAUCCAGGUUAAUUUAACUGGUUAAUAAAGUUCAUACUUAAAUUAACUGUGUUAACUCAAUUAACUUUUACUACCUGCUUCUCACUCAAUAAACAGUGAAAAAGAUUCAACACACUGUACUGAUUUCACUGUAGAGAAGAUAAUGUGUUUUAUGCUUUAUUAUUAAAAACUACUUUAUAAAACAAACACUCAGUGCUUAAUUAAUGCAAAUGUGAUUAUGAUGAGUUAAAUGGAAACAUUUUACUAUUUAAUGAGGCGUCAGACACAUUAAGCAGCCUCGCUCCUUUUCAACCUUUUCUGAAUCUUAUGCAAACUGUGUAAUACCUAUGACAAACGAAAGUCCACAUUUGAUACAUUAGUGUGUGUAGCAUGAAAGACCAAAUAUUACAUUACAUAAAGAAUGUUUAAAAAUGUGACUUUACUAAUGAUUUUUAUGCAGUAACUACAGUCGAUUUUCACAGGGUCUAAACAUCAAUGUGCCAGUGUUUGCUUUAUAAAAGAAUAGAUGAUUAACAUUGCUGUAAUUGCGAACUUUCAAAUUCACAAAAGGUUUGUUGUCGGAGUUGCACAAAACCACAUUUAUCGAAAGAAGUAUGUUGUCUAUACAUUUUGCCUUUUGUGGGGGAUGGAAAAUAAAAAGAUGUAAUUGUGUUGUA